Molecule: messenger RNA, 837 nt
Organism: Gilbertella persicaria
Lineage: Eukaryota; Fungi; Mucoromycota; Mucoromycetes; Mucorales; Choanephoraceae
Product: UNC-50
Exons: 7
Coding region: 16-771 (251 amino acids)
Cellular component (GO): Golgi membrane
Source: RefSeq, a predicted model, not a curated record
UUUUUUUUUCUGAUAAUGACUUCGAUAUUACCAACGACUCGAUCAGAUAACUUUAGUUCAUCUUCUUAUGAUAUUCGAUCGCGUAAACACUCACCAGCACUAUUAAGGCGACUCGUUCGUUUCCCUCAAAUGGACUUUGAGUUUGCAUUAUGGCAAAUGUGUUAUUUGUUGAUAUCACCGAAAAGAGUCUAUAGGAAUAUCUACUAUCAUAAACAAACAAAAAAUCAGUGGUCUAGAGAUGAUCCUGCUUUUCUUGUGCUUAUUGUCAGCUUCUUAGCAUUAUUUGGCGCUGUAUGGGGCUAUGUAUAUCACCUUGGUGCAUUGAAUACGCUUAGAACAAUGAUUUGUAUGAUUUUGGUUGAUUUUUUAUUGAUUGGAUCCUUUGUAUCCACAUUGACAUGGUACAUUGCAAAUAAAUUCUUGACAGAAAACAUAAACUCAUAUGCUGUGCCUCAAAAAGUAGAAUGGGCCUACGCAUUUGAUGUUCAUUGCAACUCAUUUAUACCUGUAUUGCUUAUCCUGAAUGUGAUCCAAUUACUCUUUCUUCCAUUAUUACUUAAAGACUAUUGGGCUUCUAUGUUUGUUGGCAAUUUGAUGUAUUGUAUGACAUUGGUCUGGUAUACUUUUGGUACAUUUUUGGGUUUCAAUGCGUUACCUUUCUUGGUACAUACUGAACUCUUUCUGUAUCCAAUUGCUCUCUGCCUCAUCUUGUUUGUCACGUCUCUGUUUGGUUUUCAUAUUCCACAAUAUAUAUUGAGUUUUUACUUUUGAUUGAUAGAUUGAUUUACAUAGAAAAAAAAUAUGUAUUGAUAAAAUACUAUAUAUUUUAUAACAAAC